Messenger RNA from Mesorhabditis belari, 1389 nucleotides. NCBI's taxonomy places the organism in Eukaryota, Metazoa, Nematoda, Chromadorea, Rhabditida, Rhabditidae. The record is from the annotation of a GenBank genome assembly.
AUGGUUUCCAUGCCCAAGUCAGCCACUUCCGAGCAACGCUCACCACUGGAACAAGCGAAACAUGUUGCCGCUUUUACGGCCGGUGAAAAACUCGUGAAACCCGGCUGUCGACUUGGUGUUGGAUCUGGAUCGACUGUUAAAUAUCUUGUCGAUUUUCUCGAGGGUGCUUUCAAAGCAAAUCAUCUUCCUGGAUUGAUCUGUGUACCGACAUCGUUUAUGACAAAGAGAUGGCUUUUAAACGCUGGAUUGCCAGUGUCUGAUCUAGACGCAACACCGGAAUUGGAUAUUUGCAUUGAUGGUGCUGAUGAGGUUGAUGCAAAUUUCACAUUGAUCAAAGGCGGAGGUGGAUGUCUUGUACAAGAAAAGAUUGUUCAAAGUGCUUCGAAAAGUUUCUAUGUUAUUGCCGAUUCUUCAAAGAAAUCACGAGCUCUCGGGGAAAAUUAUUCAAGUAUUCCGAUUGAGGUUCUUCCAUUCGGUGUUCAACCGCUUCUUCAAACGUUACCUGAGAAAUUCGGUGGAGAUUUUCGACUUCGAAUGGCGAUGAAACGAGUUGGACCGGUGAUCACAGACAAUAACUGUUAUAUUAUUGAUUGGGAAUUCCCUAAAGAUAGAGAGUACGAUUGGACAACCAUUCACAAGGAUCUUUCACUGAUUCCAGGCGUUGUUGAUACCGGACUCUUCUUUAAUUGUGUGAAUGGGUGUGGAGAAAAUAUUAGCAAAAUUGCGAUCGCUGGACAAAUGCACGGGAUUGUAUUUUGGGAGAGUGAUGCUUUAGAGAAAGGAGAUUUGAAUUGCUCAAAAUUGUACACUUGGCAAUUUCCAAAGUGUUCCGAGAGGAUACUCGAGAAGUUGACAAGCUACGGUCCAAUCACUGUAUUUCCGGGAUAUGGAUGCGCUACUUUAUCGUAUUUACAAGAAAAUCGUUUGCUUGACGCAAAAUGGAACUCUUGUGGCACUAUUAUGGAUCUUUUUGCAACACUCCUAACUCGAUCUUCUUUUGUUUUGAUUGGUGCACAGAAUGCGAACAGUUGGGGAUGUGCUAGAGAUGGCGAGUGGACAAUUCCAAAGAAUCAAUUUUCCGUGAAAAUGCCUCAAAUUGUUCUUGAUGGAACUUUUUUAACCAAAACUGUGCCAAAAGGAUCGUUUAGCAAUGCCAAAGUCUUGGUACCUUUUGGCGAUUUGCAAACAGCCAUUUACCCAUUCAUCAAAGAUCAUACAGCUGUUUUAAAUAUUGGAACAGCUGCACAGAUUUGUUGCUUAGUGCCGAAUGACUAUCGACCGUCUAAAGAAUUUGAAUACCUUCGCGUUGAUCCAUUUAACAAAGAUCGCAAAUUGCUUCUUGCUGCUGGAUUGAAUGGUGGAACGUCGCUGAACACUUUCUUAAGCGUU